AUGAAUGCCUGGCUCGACGCCUCGAAUAUUCCUGGCCAGGAUAAUGGCGCCUUUCAUCCAUCCACUAUAGAUCCCUCUACUGCGUUCCUUCAUGGCUCCCCCACCCCCCAGGAUCCAUCUCAAUUCCGCAUGUUCAAUAAUGGCGUGCCGCGGAACGCCUCCCCAGGCUUCCACAAUCCAAACCAAGUGAUUCCAUCCAAGCGAGCGCGGCCAGAAGAUGGUAUGCCCAUGUCGCCAAGACCAGUACCGGGCGGCUUAACGGGGUCGCGAUCUCAGACCCCUCACCAGCCGUUUCCAGGUUAUCAAGGACCGACCAACGGCAAUCCGCAAUUUCCGCAACACCCAACGCCGUACCAGCAUCUUCAGCAGGGGGCGUCUCCGAAUGUAACGCAUUCGCCUAUUAUGCAGGACUUUGAUCAGCAAAGCGCUCGCUUGGGAACGGCUUCUCCGAGCCCCUUCUCGCCCGCUGGUCCGCACCCCGGACCCCAUAUGUCCCCAUCGCAGUCAGAUCACGGCAGUCGCGUAAAUACGCCCCAGAACGCCAACUUUAUGCAGGCGCAGCAGUUUGGAAUGACUUCGGGACCUCCCCAACCCUCGAUGCUCGCGCCGCAGUUCAAUGGCAUGCAACAAGUACCCCAGGGCUACCAUCAAGCUCUAGCGAAUCAACAACAGCGGCUGCAUGCCAUGCAGCAACAGUCACGGAUGAAUCCCAAUGCCACGAUGGCUGGACGGCAGGUUCAAGGAGGCAUGAACCCGAUGGGUAAUCCUCAGCAGUCCAUGGAGGGUAUGAGACAAAUGCCACCGAACAUGCAGUCGAACGUCCCAAAACCCAGUAACCCGGAAGGAUUUUUGCGCUCAUUGCAAAAAUUCAUGAUGAGCCAGAAUCUUUCUGUGGACACAAAUCCUAUUGUCAGUGGACGUCCGAUCAACCUCGUUCAGCUCUACGCCACCGUGAUGAAGAUGGGAGGGUCGAAAAAGGUCACAGCAACGAAUAUGUGGCCAGCAGUUGCACAUCAGCUGCAAUUUCCCCAGAUGCAAUUUCCUAUGGCUGCCCAGGAGAUUCAAGCUCACCACUCAAGGAAUUUGGCUCCCUACGAACAAGCUUUCAUCAGCUCACAACAAAAACAAAUGGCGGACCACAUGCAGCAACAGCAGCAGCAAAUGCAACAGCAGCAAUUACAGCAGCAGCAACAAUUGCAACAGCAACAGCAGCAGCAACAACAACAGCAGCAGCAGCAGCAGCAACAGCAACAACUGCAACAUCAUGGCGGCAUACAGCGGCCGCCUAGUCAAUUCCAGUCUCCUUCAGUGAAGCCUAAUCCAGGCUUUGAGCAGGCCCAGGCGAUAGCACAGUCCCCCCAGAAUCACACGCCAAUUCAUAAUAAUGCCCCAGUGAAUGGAUUUGCAACGCCAACGCACGCACGAAGCCAAAGCAGGCCAGCACAGGCCGGACACCGGUCAAGCAUCUCGAGGGCGUCGCAACCAGCUGUUCCACUCACCGAAGCCACCGGACAGUUCGCAGCUCCUUCUCCCCAAUCUGUGAAGGGUGUUACGCCUGUUCCGGGCCAACAGCAGCCAGGACAACAAGAACAAAAAUCCGAGCAGCUGGUAAAACGCCCUAUUGAGGAAACCUUCAAACCCAUGGUUCUGAAAGGAAACCGAUUCCACGGGCCCAUUGCCGUUGAUGAGAUGUAUCAGAUUGGCGAGGAUAUUUCGAGGCUAAAGCCAGAUGUGCCAGGCUUUGCAGAACUAGGAAUUGUCGAUAUCCACGCCUUGACAAUGGCGCUCAAGUCCGGGAUCUACGCGGAGAUACGAGUUGCUUUGGAUACCCUCACAACACUUUCUGGUGAACCAUCUGUUCAGAUAUCAUUGGAGAAUUGUGAUGACUUGGUAGAGAGCCUGAUCGACUGCGCUGAAGACCAGGCCGACCUUCUAGCAGAGCACACCUUGGAAGAGUCGGAUACUAUGACUCUCCGUUCCUAUGAUCAAGUCACACGGGACUGCCAGUCUGAAAACACAUCGCUUUUAGAUGUUCCCGAAUUUGGAAGUAUUGAGUACGAACUAGACCGGGCCGUCGAUCGACUCAUCUGUAUCACCACUAUCCUGCGCAAUUUCUCGUUUAGCGAGACGAAUUUCUUAUCUCUCGGUAUCCCUCCUGUCGCUCAGCUGUUUUCCUCCGUCUUUCGUUACAUGGGAACUCGCAAGAUGUUCCUGCGGACAAGCCACAACACGUUAGAUUUUAUGAAGGAUGCAGUGAUCUUGCUGAGUAACUUGGCGCAUGUUGUUCAAAUUCCCGGCAAGGACGAGGCGCUGAAUCUGUUGAUUUUCUUGUUGGCGUUCUCGCCUGAACCUGAACCCAUAUCACCCGCUGGAAAAGUGAUGUUUACUGCAUUCAACUCUUCGGUUGAUCGAUACACCCCAGCUGCCGUUGACGGGCUGGCCAAAAUGUUGGCUAGAGAUGACCCGAACCGAACUUUCUUCAAAGCCAUCUUCUCUGGUGAUGGGUCUGCACCUCCCCAGCCAGAGUUGUUAACCCGCGCGUUUGGGCUUGCCAUAUCCUGUGUCCCCGACAAAAAGCCCAUGGCUGUUGUGGACGCACGCAAAGUGUUUUUGAUGCAAGGUCUUUUGUCGGCCGAUGUUCUCACCACAUUUGCCGAUGGCUCUCUUGCCAAAGCAUGGCUUGAGUCAGUUGAUGGGUUCGCUGUCCAUCUCCUGCGACUUUCCUGCGCACUGUGCACAGAACGAAUCCCACAAAUCAACAUGCGGCAAAGAAGCCAGGCCGAAGCCGACGCAUAUGCCUUCAGCUCGAUUGUCAAUCGAGGACUGGGGAUUCUACGCCGACUCGCCGAAAAAUCAAAGCAAGUCGACAACACCUCCCCUCUUAACAUCCCAUCCGGAAUCCUUCCCAGAAAAGAAAGUCUGCUAGGUGCACUACUCCUCCCCAACAUCGAUGGUGGUGUUGUUCGCCAACUCCUCACAUAUGCUCGGUUGGCGGAGUAA
Messenger RNA from Penicillium roqueforti, 3000 nucleotides. RefSeq names its product putative ARID/BRIGHT domain protein (SWI1). Gene Ontology annotation, molecular function: transcription cis-regulatory region binding. Bases 1 to 3000 code for a protein of 999 amino acids. Gene Ontology annotation, biological process: regulation of transcription by RNA polymerase II. Gene Ontology annotation, cellular component: SWI/SNF complex; nucleus. The transcript has a single exon. Lineage: Eukaryota; Fungi; Ascomycota; Eurotiomycetes; Eurotiales; Aspergillaceae. The record is from RefSeq and is a predicted model, not a curated record.